Messenger RNA from Notodromas monacha, 1389 nucleotides. The record is from the annotation of a GenBank genome assembly. NCBI's taxonomy places the organism in Eukaryota, Metazoa, Arthropoda, Ostracoda, Podocopida, Cyprididae.
AUGCUUGGACUUCGCUGGAUGAUUGCUUGUCAUCCGCAUUCGGGUCAGAAUGCUCCUCCCAUGUACGGAGAUUUUGAGGCCCAACGUCAUUGGAUGGAAGUCACGUAUAACUUGCCAAUAUCAGAUUGGUAUCAGAACACAAGCAAGAAUGAUUUGGGUUAUUGGGGGUUAGAUUAUCCUCCCUUGACGGCUUAUCACAGCUGGGUCCUCGGGCUAGUAGCAAACACAACUGCAAAAGAAAUCGUGCAAUUAGGUGUUCGAGGACCGGAAACUUUUGCGGUGAAGAUAUUCAUGAGAGCAACUGUUUUGGCCACUGACUUAGCUGUUCUCUUCCCUGCAACAUGCGCAUAUUUCGGCAGUUUUUCGUUACUAAUCCUUGCCCUGGCUGCCCCUGCACUGAUUUUAAUUGACCAUGGGCAUUUUCAAUUCAAUGGAGCGUCACUGGGGCUCGCUUUGUUGGCGUUCAGUUCAAUGAAGCGUGAUAGAAUGAUCCCUGCCGCGAUCUGGUUUUCUCUAGCGUUGAACUUCAAGCAGAUGGAGCUUUAUCAUUCCCUACCUGUAUUUUUCUACAUGUUGGCAUGGUCAUUCCAUCGAGGACGAGGAUUAUUCAGUGUUUCCAAGAUCGGUUUAUUUGUUGCUCUUGUUUUCGGUUUAAUGUUGAUGCCGUGGAUCGUUCUGGGGACACAAAGCCUCGUCGCUGUCAUGAGGCGAUUGUUUCCGUUUAACCGUGGACUUUAUGAAAGUAAAGUCGCAAAUUUUUGGUGCACGAUUAAUGUGCUUUACAAAGUAAAUACUUCGGAAAUGCGAAGUGUUAUGGUGCCUUUGUGCUUAGUAACAACUCUAGCAGUUGCUUUACCGAGUUGCGUGCAUCUUUUCGUGAAGCCCGUUUUUCGUAACUUCAAAUUAACCUUGUUCAUCGUGUCCCUUUCAUUUUUCCUUUUUUCGUAUCAUGUUCACGAGAAAAGUAUUUUGUUGGCCGUUUUGCCUUCCUUGAUGCUGUUAGACGAUUAUCCGUCAGUUUGCGUCUUUUUUCUUUUUAUGUCGGCAUCCAGCAUGUUUCCAUUAUUUGUAUUGGAUGAGUUGCUGUGGGCAUAUUUUGGAAUAACGUUGAUAUUCUCUGCUCUUCUCUAUUUCUUGCGCAUUCGGUUGAGAAUGUUCAUGUGGGUGGUUUUUGUGAGCGGGCAGUUUUUGAAUUUGGCCAGUUUGUUCAUACCUCCUCCGGAAAAGUUGCCGGAUUUGUUUGCUGUUGUGAUUUCCGCGUAUUCUUUCACGACAUUUUCAGCAGUGUUAGUUUACUUUUAUUAUGAGCAGUUUUUCGGUGACCAAUUUCCGGUUGAUUCGCGUCGUGUGAAAACUUCGAGUGACGAGGAAACUAAGAAGAUUAAAUGA